Messenger RNA from Mus caroli (Ryukyu mouse), 5731 nucleotides. The record is from RefSeq and is a predicted model, not a curated record. Lineage: Eukaryota; Metazoa; Chordata; Mammalia; Rodentia; Muridae.
UUUCUUUGUUUGAAAAGGGGAAGACACCUAAGAUUAUCAACCUAAGGGAAAUACAAGAUGACAUGCAGACAUUGUAUAUAAACACAGCGUCUGAUAGUUUUGAGUUCAAGGCUCACGUUGAAGGAGACGGUGUAGUGGAAGGGGUUAUCCGGUACCAUCCCUUCUUAUAUGAUAGAGAAACCUUUCCUGAUGACCCAUGCUUUCCAUCAAAGCUAAAGGAUGAAGACGACGAUGAUGACUGUUUCAUAUCCGAGAAAGCAGCUCGAGGGAAGAGGCCGAUCUUUGAAUGUUUUUGGAAUGGACGGCUAAUACCAUAUACAUCAGUAGGAGACUUUGACUGGUGUGCUCCUCCUAAGAAGAGAGGGCUUGUCCCAAUUGAGUGCUUUAAUAGAAUAUCUGGUGCAUUAUUCACUAACGACAAAUUUCAGGUCAGCACAAAUAAACUGACAUUUAUGGAUCUUGAGCUGAAAUUGAAAGAUAAGAACACCCUCUUUACAAGAAUCUUAAAUGGACAGGAGCAGAGAAUGAAAAUUGACAGAGAAUUUGCUUUAUGGCUGAAGGAUUGUCAUGAAAAGCAUGACAAACAAAUAAAAUUCACGCUUUUUAAAGGAAUAAUUACCCGUCCAGAUCUUCCCACUAAAAAGCAAGGUCCCUGGGCAACAUUUUCAGCAAUAGAAUGGGACGGGAAAAUAUACAAAGCAGGCCAAUUGGUCAAGACGAUCAAGACACUUCCUCUCUGUUAUGGAAGCAUUGUAAGGUUUUUCCUUCAUGGUGAUCAUGAUGGAGAAGUGUAUGCUACGGGAGGAGAAGUUCAGAUUGCCAUGGAACCCCAGGCACUGUAUGAUGAAAUAAAAACUGUGCCCAUUGCAAAGCUGGAUAGGACAGUAGCCGAGAAAACAAUUAGGAAAUAUGUAGAAGAUGAAAUGGCAAGGCUCCCUGAUAGAUUGUCUGUAACUUGGCCUGAAGGAGAUGAAUUAUUGCCAAAUGAAGUUAGGCCUGCUGGAACACCAAUCGGUGCAUUAAGAAUUGAAAUUCUAAACAAAAAGGGGGAAGCAAUGCAGAAGCUCCCAGGGACAAGUCAUGGAGGGUCAAAGAAGCUGCUGGUGGAACUUAAAGUCAUACUGCACACUUCAAGUGGAAAUAAAGAAAUCAUUUCACAUAUCAGUCAGCAUGGAGGGAAAUGGCCUUACUGGUUUAAAAAAAUGGAAAAUAUCCAGAAACUGGGUAAUUACACAUUGAAAUUACAAGUCGUAUUGAAUGAAAGUAAUGCAGAUACCUAUGCAGGAAGAUCACUACCGUCCAAAGUAAUUAAAUUUUCUGUUAAAGAGGGCAAGCCAGAAAAGUUUUCGUUUGGUCUUCUGGACUCUCCUUUCCGUGUUGGAGUUCCAUUUAAUAUUCCUCUGGAGUUACAGGAUGAAUUUGGUCAUACUACCCAACUAUUGUCUGAUAUUGAGCCAGUUCUUGAAGCAAGUGGUCUGUCUUUACAGUAUGAAGGAAUAACCAAAGGCCCGAAUUGUGUAAUUCAAGGUGUCGUAGCUAAAGGUCCAGUUAACUCUUGCCAGGGCAAGAAUUUUAAUCUGAAGGUAAUUCUUCCUGGUUUAAAAGAAGACUCACAGAUUUUGAAGAUUAGAUUGCUACCUGGUCCCCCUCAUCAACUAAAAGUGAAACCUGACUCCGAAGUUCUGGUUAUAGAGAAUGGAACAGCUUUCCCAUUUCAGGUGGAAGUUGUGGAUGAGUCAGACAACAUAACAGCACAACCAAAGCUGAUCGUCCACUGUAAGUUUCUAGGUGCUCCAAACCUACCAGUCUAUACUGUGGAUUGCAGUAGUUCUGGAACUAGCAUCCUAACAGGGUCACCCAUUCAAGUUCAGAACAUUAAGAAAGACCAGAAGACACUGACCGCCAGGAUUGAGAUACCUAGCUGUAAAGAUGUGUCGCCUGUUGAAAAGACUAUCAAGUUACUUCCCAGUAGCCACGCUGCUUGCCUGCAGAUCUUUAGUGUAGAGGAGCAAAAGGCGAUCCAGAUCAAACAUCAGGAUGAGGUUAAUUGGGUAGCAGGUGAUGUAAUACGCAAUCUAAUUUUUCAAAUGUAUGACGAAGGAGAAAGAGAAAUCAAUAUUACACCAUCCUUAGCAGAAAAAAUUAAGGUUAAUUGGACACCUGAGGUGAACAAAGAACAUUUGGUACAAGGUCUCCUUCCUGAUGUGCAAGUACCAACAUCUGUGAAAGAUGUGCGCUACUGCCAGGUAUCUUUCCAGGAUGACCAUGUGUGUCUGGAGAGCGCCUUUACAGUAAGACCACUUCCUGAUGAUCCCAAACAUUUAAAAUGUGAAUUAAAAGGAGGAAAAACAGUGCAGAUGGGCCAAGAGCUUCAAGGAGAAGUAGUUGUAAUAAUUGCAGAUCAGUAUGGAAAUCAGAUUUCAUCAUUUUCACCUGAUUCCUUAUCUACUUUGUCGAUUUCUGGAGAUGGGCUUGACAGCUCAAACUUGAAAAUCACCUUGGAGGCUAACUCACAGAGCGUAAGUGUGCAAGGCAUCAGGUUUACUCCAGGGCCUCCGGGACCCAAGGAUCUGUGUUUUACUUGGCGAGAGUUUUCUGACUUUCUUCGCGUGCAACUGGUGUCUGGACCUCCAGCCAAGUUGCUGCUUAUGGACUGGCCAGAGCUGAAAGAGUCCAUCCCUGUGAUUAAUGGAAGACAAUUAGAGAACCCUCUCAUUGUUCAACUCUGUGAUCAGUGGGAUAAUCCUGCUUUAGUCCCAAACGUUAAAAUAUGUCUCAUAAAAGCAAGCAGCUUAAGGCUAGUACCUUCAAACCAGCAGCAUAAAACAGAUGAUAAGGGCAGAGCUAAUUUGGGGGUGUUCACUGUUUGUGCUCCAAGGGGAGAACACACUGUGCAGGUUAAAGGUGUCUAUAAUAAGAGCACUAUAGAAGGGCCUACAAUUAAGUUAACAAUUCUUCCAGACCCUGAAAAGCCCAUUCGCCUCAAUGUUAAAUACGACCAAGAUGCCUCUUUUAUAGCAGGGGACAUAUUCACUGAUUUUAUGGUUAGUGUGAUUUCUGAAAGUGGUAGUGUCAUCAAAAAUAUUAAUCCAACACGUAUUUCCAUGAAAAUGUGGAAGCUGUCCAGCGGCAUGAGCCGGCCACCAGCAAAUGCAGAAACCUUUAGUUGUAAUAAAAUAAAAGGUAACGACAAGGAAGAUGGCUGCUUCUAUUUCAGGGAGAAAACUAUCCCUAACAAGGUGGGAGCAUAUUGUAUCCAGUUUGAUUUCAUGAUUGAUAAAACAAAUAUUCUCAGCAGCCAACAGGUUAUAGUUGAUGUUCUCCCCAACCAGCCUAUGAAGUUGGUUCCUGACAGCCAACCAGCUACCCCAGCUGUUUCUAACGUCCGUUCAAUUGCCAGCAGGACCUUGGUCAAAGACCUACGCCUGAGUAUUACAGAUAAUUAUGGUAAUCAUACUGGAAUGGAUCUGGUUGGCACUGUAGUAGCAACCAUUAAAGGCUUUAAUGAGGAGGACACUGAUACCCCACUCUUCAUCGGGAAGGUUAGGACACUUGAGUUUCCCUUUGUGAAAGGUUCUGCUGAAAUCACGACUCUAGUGCUGGCAGAAAAUAGUCCUGGAAGGGAUAGUACUGAAUACUUUAUUAUCUUUGAGCCUCGGCUGUCAACUGUAUCAGGAACAUUGGAAUCCUAUAGCCUGCCAUUUAUGUUUUACAAUGAUGUUAAGAAGCAGCAACAAAUGGCAGCGCUUACGAAGGAGAAGGACGAGUUAUCCAAGUCCAUCACUAUGUACAGAAGUCUCUUCGAUGCCAACAAGCAGCUUGUGGAUGAAAUGAAAUGCCAAGCUGAAGAAGCAAAGUUAAAAGAGACCCAGCUACGAAAUGAACUAAAAGCGUACAAUAUUGAUAUUCCUGCUACACAACAGACAACUCAUAUUGAAGCACUUUUGGAAAAAAAGAUAACAGAACAGAACGAGCUUAAAAAGAGGCCCAGAAGGUUGUGUACUCUUCCAAACUACACUAAACGCAGUGGAGAUAUUUUGGGAAAGAUUGCACAUCUAGCACAAAUUGAAGAUGAUCGAGCUGCUAUGGUUAUCUCUUGGCAUCUGGCAAGUGACAUGGACUGUGUGGUUACCCUAACCACUGAUGCUGCGCGCGCUAUCUAUGACGAAACUCAAGGUCGCCAGCAAGUGUUGCCCCUUGAUUCUAUUUACAGGAAAACCCUUCCAGAUUGGAAAAGACCUCUACCUCAUUUCCGAAAUGGUAAAUUACACUUUAAGCCCUUUGGAAAUCCAGUCUUUGCCCGAGAUUUGUUAACAUUCCCAGAUAAUAUUGAACAUUGUGAAACAGUUUUUGGUAUGCUGUUAGGAGACACCAUUAUUUUGGAUAAUCUAGAUGCAGCCAAUCAUUAUAGAAAAGAGGUUGUUAAAAUCACACACUGCCCCACACUCCUGACUAGAGAUGGAGAUAGAAUUAGAAGUAAUGGGAAGUUUGGGGGUCUUCAGAAUAAAGCUCCGCCAAUGGACAAACUUCGGGGAAUGGUCUUCGGAGCUCCAGUACCAAAGCAGUGUGUGGUCUUGGGGAAACAAAUAGAUCUUAUUCAGCAGUAUCGCACUGCUCUGUACAGGCUGAGCUCUGUGAACGAGGACUUGGACAAUCAGCUGCAGUACCUUCACACUCCUGAUAUGAAGAAGAAAAAGCAAGAGCUUGAUGAACAGGAAAAAAGUCUGAAGCGAAUAGAGCAGAAGCUCGGAAUGACUCCUGUGCGCAGGUGUAAUGAGUCACUUUGUCACUCACCAAAGAUUGAGGUGACAGAGUGCCCAAUCCCUACUAAGAGAAUGAGAAGAGAAUCCACCAGACAGAAUAGAAGGCCAAAAGGUGACGUACCAAACUGAGCAUUUCUGAAGACUGUGAUAAUCCUGGCAAGAAUUUCCUGUUCCUCCAAAUGGGCCUGGAAGCCACUGAAGCUAUUCAACUUUCAGAAUCUCAUGGGGCGGCACACAUUUCCUGGGUCAUUGCAGUCACCGGGCCCUCGGUGGCUGGCUUGUACACUUUUACCCAGUGGUGGUCACCCCAGCCCUGGGACAUUUGCUGCCCUGAAGACAUAACUUCCGUUCCUCAACAUGAUCGUGAACAUAUUAGAACUGUUUCUUAAAACAGCCCUUUUUAUUGCCUUUUUCUGAACUUAUUUAACAAACAUGCUUUGUCUUUUGUGUAAGGAAAAUUCUAGAACUAGAUAUUUAACUGUAAAUAUAUGUGGAAAGUUGAAUUCUGCAUUAAAACAGAGAAAGCACAGUUGUCUGGGAAUUUAAAUGUUCAGAUACACAAAAACAUUGGUGAGAAUAGGGUAGCCUAAAGAUUGUGUCCUGUGUGGGUUGGUGAUAGGACAGCCUAAAGACUGUAUCUUGUAUAUAAGUAAGAUAUGCAGCAGCACUUGGCUUUAAUUCUACAUUUGCAUUAUUUUCUAAUUUUUUACAACUAUUUUUAAGAGAUAAAGAAAACACGAAUUCAAAGAGUUUGUUAGGGAUCUGUUGUAUAAACAUCUAAACUGUGCAUUUAUUCACACUAACAUACGCUGUGUGUGUCUCUGUAAGUGCAAGACUUUUGCUCUGUGAAUUUAUUUUGUAAGGAAUACUUUUGGUACAAUUUUCUGUUCCAGGAAAUGUGUGUUUUUAAUCCUUCCUGAUUAUGCAGCAAGGUUAAUAAACAACAAUCAUUUCUCCUCCCAAAAAAA